Molecule: messenger RNA, 1143 nt
Organism: Tribolium madens (black flour beetle)
Lineage: Eukaryota; Metazoa; Arthropoda; Insecta; Coleoptera; Tenebrionidae
Product: inaD-like protein
Exons: 2
Coding region: 241-1107 (288 amino acids)
Molecular function (GO): protein binding
Source: RefSeq, a predicted model, not a curated record
CAUAACAAUGUGUUAUUUUUCUUUAUUCUUUUAUAUUAUCAUCGAUUUUUGCUUUAAUUGCGCCCGCCUCGGCCCCCGCGACCCCGACUGUUGUCUCCGCGGUCCUGCAACAAAAAAAAACACCAAUAAAUCGUUUUUCCUGCGAUAAUAAUACGUCAAAAAAUAAAAAAUUCGGCGAUAACAACCGGAUAAAGAUAACACCUUGCAAUGUGCGAAAUCUAAUCGUGUGCGUCUAACACCAUGAAAUCCAUCAAAAAUUUAUUCUCUCUGAGACGCCACAAAUCCGACGAUGACCUCGCAAAGCCCCAACGAAGGGCCCUCUCCGCCGGCAGUCUCACAACCUUGACAAACAUAGUUUUAGCAAGAAAAUUCAAAUCAGUGUCGUUAAUUAAAGUGAACAGUGACGAAUCCUUAACGGAUUCACCAAUCGGUGCAAUUCGAUUAAAAACAAACGACGAAUUUCACGUAAAACCUGAAAAAAAAUUAAAACGGCCGAGACAACGUGACGACAUUUGUGACAAUGUUUUAAAAAAACAAAAACAUGAUUUGAAUCAAAAUGAAACUCCACAUGAAAGUGUCAUUUUGAAAUUAGACAAAAACGAAACGAUCGGACUUGAAAUCCACCCGAAAUGGACCUUUGCUUCAAACCAAAUCACAGGUUACUACAUUUCGCAAAUUGUACCAGACUCAGCCGCCGCCAAAAACGUCACUGGAAUGCGAAAAUUCACCGGCCCCGAAGCAGUCCAAAUCCGAAGACGUCGCAAUUCGUACUACACCGAAAAAUACUGCAGUGUCACCGGCCAAUUGUCUUUUUCCGUGAGGUUUUGCAAAGGCCCCGGUUUGAAAUCGCUGGGUUUUUCUAUCGUUGGUGGAAAAGAUUCUCCCAAGGGAACGAUGGGAAUUUACGUAAAAACGAUUUUUGAACAGGGACAAGCUGCAGAAUUGGGUGUUUUGCGGGAAGGCGACCAAAUUAUCUCGGUUAAUAAUCGACCAAUGAAAGGAUUGACUCACAGUGAGGCAGUCGAAGUGUUUAAAAAUAUCAAAUCUGGAUAUGUUUUUGUCGAAGCCGUACGAAAAGAUGGAUCUAAAUUUAGAAACUCAUUUUAGGAAUUUUGUCUUUUCCAAUUAAUAAAGUUUGUUGAA